Messenger RNA from Sphaeramia orbicularis (orbiculate cardinalfish), 3419 nucleotides. It is a transcript of the gene trim35-28, whose product is annotated as tripartite motif containing 35-28. The record is from RefSeq and is a predicted model, not a curated record. The transcript has 6 exons. Bases 223 to 1647 code for a protein of 474 amino acids. Gene Ontology annotation, molecular function: protein binding; zinc ion binding. NCBI's taxonomy places the organism in Eukaryota, Metazoa, Chordata, Actinopteri, Kurtiformes, Apogonidae.
UGAGUGUGUUCCAACACGGAAGAGCUGUUGGUCUGACGAACUUUUACUCUGGCACGGCAGUUUUUCCUGUGUUUCCAACUCUUAUAAUCCUUUAAAAGACUUUCUUCUUUUCUUCGAUCGUAAAGCGUCACAUAACGGUGAGUCCGUACUCCUGUAUGUGCAUGAGUAGUUAGAUAUUUGUUGACAAACUGAAGUUGAAGUGAAAAGGGCCUGUGUGAAGUCAUGGCUGACAACAUGGAUGACGACCUGCCACAAGAGGCUCUUCCGCUUCAGCAGGACCUGACUUGCCCGGUCUGCCAGGGCAUCUUCAAGGACCCUUCACUGCUGCCCUGCACCCACUCCUUCUGCCGAGAAUGCCUGGAGAGAAGCUGGCAGUACAACAAGAAGUGUCCGGUGUGUCGGCAGGUGUUCGAGGAGGGCAGCGCCAUCCCGAACCGCGCGCUCAGCUCCGCGUGCGAGUCCUUCCUGAAGCAGAAGAACUGGGGAAACGCGACCAAACCUCGUGGGCACGUGUGUCACCUCCAUCUGAAGCCUCUGGAGCUUUACUGCGAGAAGGACGAGGAGCCCGUGUGCGUGGACUGUGUCACUUUGCACAGCAGUCACAGGCUGCUCAGCAUCAAAGACGGAGCUCCAAUGUGCAGGAAUGAGCUGAGCUUCAAAGUCCAGAUUUUUGAAAAGAAACUGGAUUCUUUCAGAAAAACGAGCUAUAAACUCAGCAACACAGUGGAGUUCAUCAAGUAUCAAGCAGGGCAGGCAGAGAAGCAGAUAAAGGCAGAAUUUGAGCGGCUCCAUGCAGUUCUUCAUGCUGAAGAAGCUCGACGUCUGAAAGCCCUGGAGGUUGAGGAAGAGCAGAAAAUUUCUAGCGUACAAGAUAUGAUAGCUAGCGCAGAAAAGGAUAUUAAAACUCUCGGCGAUCUCAUUGAGACUCUUAAAAAAGAGAUGGGUAAUGAGGAUCUUCCCCUGCUGAUGAAUUUCCAGAAUUUAAAAAGAAAAGCCCAGUGGGUGACUACGGAGCCAUUUGUCCCUGAUGGCUGUCUUCUGGACAUGGGACAGCAUGUUGGCGCUUUAGCCUUCAACAUCUGGAAAAACAUGAAGAACAAUGUUCAGUUCCAUGCAGUUGUACUAGACCCAAACACAGCCUCUCCGUGGCUGAGCCUGAGUCCUGACCUAACCAGUGUGAAGGAAAGCCCGGAGCGAAUGACUGUCCCUGAAAACCCGGAGCGCUUCGAUCCCUGUGUCUUCGUCUUAGGCGCUGAAGGUUACACUGCGGGGAAACACAGAUGGGACAUCAAUGUUGGCGACAACCCAAAGUGGAUUGUGGGAGUGUGCAAAUCAUCAGUGGUCCGUAAAAAGAAGUUCACGGUCUCCACAAACCGUGGCGUGUGGGCCAUAUCACUCAGUAAAGGGGUGUACUCCGCCUUAACACCUGAACGCACGGAGCUGGUAGUGCAGCAGCGCCCAGAAAAGAUCCGUGUCAAGCUGAAUAUGGAUAAAGGAGAGGUGUCAUUUUGGGAUGGUGGAACAGCAAAGCACCUCGUCAGUUUUACACACAAAUUUGAAGAGAGAAUUUUUCCCAUAUUUGGUCCAGGGCUCCACAGUGCACCUAUGAGUAUGGUUGCAGGAAAAAUAGCUGUACACACGUCCUAAUGGCCCAGUGUGCUAUGCAUGGGUGCUGCAGACUUAAAGGUCUGAUAUAACAUUAGAAUGAUGGCUAUUUUUAAAAACUAAAAUGUUUUUGUCAAAUUUUUACAAAUGUAUGCAACAACCAACUGCACAGUCAACUGUAGACAGAGCUUCAUGUGAUUUGAUUGAUAAAAAGAUUAUAACAGGACAGCUUUACCCGCAAACAUAAAUAACUAGGGUCAGAAAAAUGUUUUGACGCAGCAGAAUUGUAACUAGGUGGAUAAUGCACUACCAUAGAGAGUAAAACUGACAAUUUGUUUGAUCUCUUUCUCCAUCAGUUGUACAGUCUGCUGGAUAUUUUCAAGAAAUUAUUUCAUGAAUGAUGAAGAAACCUGAACUUUUAAAUAAGUUAGGAAGAAUGAAGACCAAAGUUUUUAGAUGUGAUGGGUGGCUAUCCACAGACGAAUCACAUUAAAAAGUGCCAUUAAUCCCUACAGGUCGCAUGGCAUAGUUUUAAUACUAAUAUAUCUGAAAGCUAAACUUCAACUUGGUGUAUCAUUGAGUGUAAUCAUUUAAGUUACUUGUGUAUUAAAUACAUAAGUAUUUAGAGGACAGCGCUACUAUUUUUUUUGCACCUUUGCAGCAGUGGGUAUUUUGAACAUCUGCAUAUGUUAAGUGAGUUUUAUAUGGUGGUGGGAAUAAGUGGAAUAAAUUCUUAAUUUUGCAGGGUAUACACUAUAUAUUUUUUAUUAAUCAUUUUUAUUUAACUUACAAAAUCACAACAACAAGAAACCAGAAGUCAUCAGAAAUAUUAAAAAAAGGGCAAAAAUCAAAACAAAAAAAGAAAAUAGUCAUGAAGGGGAAAAAAGCUGAUAGGUGACAAAAGACAAGAACCAAGACAACAGACUGUGUAUAUAUAUAUAUAUAUAUAUAUAUAUAUAUAUAUAUAUAUAUAUAUAUUCACACACAUGUGUUAGAAGACAAUAGACAGAAAAAAAUAAUUGAUGGACAACAGACAAAAAACAGAUUAAAAAAGACGAUAGACAAAACCAAACAACAAAAAUACCUUGAGGUUAUUUUACAAAAAAAACAAACUGCACAUCCCAACAGGUUCCAGAUUAAUGUUUAAUCAUUACUUUUAGAUAAUUUUGUCAAUUUUGUUCACAUACAGUCUUUUCAAAAAUGUUUGUGCUGCUUUAUUGUUUGUUUGACACUAUGUUAUAUGCUCAGUCUAAUCAAUAGUCAUCAGUAUUUUGGAGAAUUGAUAUACUGAUACAAUCAAUUUGGUUUGAUUCUUUUUGUAAGUACAACUUCAAAUUGGGGUGGAAGGGAAAAUGCACAUUAAACUAGAAAAGCACUCGUAGAGUGCAGACUUCCGCCAAGGCAGAUCAGUGCCCCCCUCUCCCAAUCACCACCAAAGUUAAAUCAUUUGUUCCUUGUGCCAGCAUCAACAUUUCCUGAAAUUUUCAUCCAAAUCCGUCCAUAGCUUUUUGAGUUAUCUUGCACACAGACAGACAGGCAAACCAACACCGACAAAAUCAUAUCCUCCUUGGUGGAGGUAAAAAUAAUGUGUUAUUUCUUUUGGCUUUGACUUGUAUUUUGGUGUAACCUGAAUGUAAAGAAUGGAUGUAUAUGUAUUUACAGAUGAAACAAAAAUCAUUCAGUCCAAAAAUCGCUAUUAUUUUUUAACAUUGCUGAAUUUUAUUUUUUUAAGCAUUUUGUUCCAUGUAUCUGUCAUUGUGCCUUGUAACUUUCUUUGGUUACUUCAUGAACAAUUAAAAUACCUUAAAAUGAAA